CUCCUGCUCCUGCUCCUGCUCCUGCCCCGGGGAUGUCCGGCAGCGCUCCCCGCCGUGCCCUCGCCGCGGUUCCGAGCGGGUGGCGGCGGGCAGGCGGCGCCGUGCCCUAAGGGGUUGAAGCCGCUGCGGGCGGGCGGGCGGCGCAGGAACUGCAAUUUGAGAGACUGACUCGAGAACUUGAAGCUGAACGUCAGAUUGUAGCUAGCCAACUGGAGAGAUGUAAGCUUGGAUCAGAAACUGGAAGCAUGAGCAGCAUUAGUUCAACGGAAGAGCAGUUUCACUGGCAAACACAAGAUGGUCAGAAGGAUAUAGAAGAUGAGCUCACUACUGGUCUGGAGCUGGUGGACUCCUGUAUUAGGUCACUGCAGGAAUCAGGGAUCCUUGAUCCACAGGACUAUUCAGCCAGUGAAAGGCCCAGCCUCCUCUCCCAGAGUGCUCUCCAGCUCAACGCCAAGCCUGAGGGCUCCUUCCAGUACUCGGCCAGCUACCACAGCAACCAGACCCUCGCCCUGGGCGAGACGGCAGCCGCCCCGCUCCCGGCCCGCAGCGCCCAGGCCAGAGGUGCCAUCCAGAGCUACAGCCAGUUAAGCUCCGCCAUCGGCACUUACGCCACUCUGUCGCCCACCAAGCGGCUGGUUCACGCCGCCGACCCGUACGCCAAGCACUCCCAGGAGCUCUUCGCCACCGCCACCCUGCAGAGACCCGGCUCCCUCGCAGCUGGGUCUCGGGCAUCUUACAGCAGCCAGCACAGCCACCUUGGCUCCGAGUUAAGGGCACUACAGUCUCCAGAACAUCAUAUAGAUCCUAUUUACGAAGACAGAGUUUAUCAGAAGCCCCCUAUGAGGAGUCUCAGCCAGAGUCAGGGGGACCCUCUGCAACCAGCACACACAGGCACAUAUCGCACUAGUACAGCCCCAUCUUCCCCUGGUGUCGACUCCGUACCCUUACAGCGCACAGGCAGUCAACACGGCACACAGAACGCAACCGCGACCUUCCAGAGGGCCAGCUAUGCUGCAGGCCCAGCCUCCAAUUACGCAGACCCCUACCGACAGCUGCAGUAUUGUCCUUCUGUUGAAUCACCAUACAGCAAAUCUGGGCCAGCCAUCCCACCUGAGGGGACCUUGGCUAGGUCACCUUCCAUUGAUAGCAUUCAGAAAGAUCCCAGAGAGAGCUUCACCAUGCAGGCCUGCUACUUUGACAUCAGUCGCGAAGACCACAGGAUGACCAAAAAGGGUGAAAAAUCUGAUGUCAUUUUUGAGAAUGAAAGAGAGUUUGGAUGGCGAGAUCCAGAGCUUCCAGAAGUUAUACAGAUGUUACAGCAUCAAUUUCCCUCAGUACAGUCCAAUGCUGCAGCCUACUUACAACACCUCUGUUUCGGAGACAAUAAAAUAAAAGCAGAGAUAAGAAGACAAGGCGGAAUACAAUUACUGGUGGACCUAUUGGACCAUCGGAUGACAGAAGUCCACCGUAGUGCCUGUGGAGCUUUGAGAAACUUGGUAUAUGGGAAGGCAAAUGAUGACAACAAAAUUGCUCUGAAAAACUGUGGUGGUAUCCCAGCAUUAGUACGGUUACUCCGCAAGACUACAGAUUUGGAAAUCAGAGAACUGGUCACAGGAGUUCUCUGGAAUCUAUCCUCCUGUGAUGCACUGAAAAUGCCAAUCAUCCAGGAUGCCCUUGCAGUGUUGACCAAUGCAGUGAUCAUCCCUCACUCUGGAUGGGAAAAUUCUCCGCUCCAGGAUGAUCAUAAAAUACAACUCCAUUCAUCACAGGUGCUGCGCAAUGCCACUGGGUGCCUAAGGAAUGUCAGCUCUGCUGGAGAGGAGGCCCGCAGAAGGAUGAGGGAGUGUGAUGGCCUGACGGAUGCGUUGCUGUACGUGAUCCAGUCUGCUCUGGGGAGCAGUGAAAUUGAUAGUAAGACCGUUGAAAACUGUGUGUGCAUUUUGAGGAACCUCUCAUACAGGCUAGCUGCAGAAACAUCUCAGGGACAGCAGAUGGGAACAGAUGAACUUGAUGGAUUACUCUGUGGCGAUGCCAAUGGAAAAGACACGGAGAGUUCAGGGUGCUGGGGGAAGAAGAAGAAGAAAAAGAAAUCACAAGAUCAGUGGGAUGGAGUAGGACCUCUCCCAGACUGUGCAGAACCACCCAAAGGAAUCCAGAUGCUGUGGCACCCUUCAAUAGUCAAACCCUACCUCACACUUCUUUCUGAGUGCUCAAAUCCAGACACGCUGGAGGGGGCAGCAGGGGCACUGCAGAACUUGGCUGCUGGGAGUUGGAAGUGGUCAGUGUAUAUCCGCGCUGCUGUCCGCAAAGAAAAAGGACUGCCAAUCCUGGUAGAACUGCUUCGAAUAGACAAUGACCGGGUGGUGUGUGCAGUAGCUACAGCUUUACGAAACAUGGCCUUAGAUGUCAGAAAUAAGGAGUUAAUAGGCAAGUAUGCCAUGAGGGAUCUGGUCCACCGACUGCCAGGCGCUAACAACAGCAACAGCUCAGCAAGCAAGGCCAUGUCUGAUGACACCGUUACUGCCAUUUGCUGCACUCUGCAUGAAGUCAUCACUAAAAACAUGGAGAAUGCCAAGGCCUUACGAGACGCAGGCGGCAUUGAGAAACUGGUUGGCAUAUCUAAGAGUAAAGGAGACAAGCAUUCGCCAAAAGUGGUGAAAGCAGCAUCUCAGGUCCUCAAUAGUAUGUGGCAGUACAGAGACCUGAGAAGUCUCUACAAGAAGGACGGAUGGUCACAGUAUCACUUUGUAGCCUCAUCUUCAACAAUAGAAAGGGAUCGGCAAAGACCAUACUCUUCAUCACGCACGCCCUCCAUCUCUCCCGUGCGCAUGUCUCCUAACAACCGCUCAGCAAGUGCCCCAGCCUCACCUCGGGAAAUGAUCAGCCUAAAAGAAAGGAAAACAGACUAUGAAUCAACUGGAACGAACGCCACUUACCAUGGAAAUAAGGGAGAACACACUUCUAGGAAAGACACCAUGACAGCUCAGAGCACUGGCAUCUCAACUUUGUACAGGAAUUCUUACGGUGCACCUGCUGAAGAUAUCAAACAUAACCAGGUUUCAACACAGCCAGUUCCACAGGAGCCCAGCAGAAAAGAUUACGAACCAUAUCAGCCGUUUCAGAAUUCAACCAGAAACUAUGAUGAGUCCUUCUUUGAGGACCAAGUGCAUCAUCGCCCACCUGCAAGUGAAUACAACAUGCACCUGGGACUAAAGUCAACUGGAAACUACGUCGACUUCUAUUCAGCUGCUCGUCCCUAUAGUGAACUUAAUUAUGAAACAAGCCACUAUCCAGCCUCUCCCGACUCCUGGGUUUGAGACUUGGGCAGAUACAAAAGCUCCAGGAACUGUGCAUGUGCAUGCAUACCACAAGACAUUUUUUUUCCUGCAAAUUUAGUUUGUUAAAGCCUGUUCCAUAGGAAGGCCCAGAUAACCAGUAAGGAAAAAAAUUAGGAGAUUUUUUUUAGAAGGCUAAAAGAAAUGAAAGCUAAACCUGGGAAUAAUUAGAAAGAAAUAUAUAUAUAUAUAUACAUAUAUAUAUUUUACGUGUGGGACAACUUUACUGUUGGCCUGUAGAGUCUAAAGUUCGGUGCUGUGUGUUGAAUGUGGCUGAAGGAAGUAGGGAGAACAUGACAGUGGAUGUGGGUUAAGAGUUAAGCACAAGUAACUGAGCAGCGUACAUACUUUAUGGGGAACAGCUUCUCACACUUUGUUUAAUAUCCUCAUUCAUUGUGAAUCUAGGCUUCAAGUUGCAUUUGGGGUUUCCUCUGUACAGCAAGAUGUUUCUUGCCUUUUGUUAAUGCAUUGUUGUAAAGUAUUUGAUGUACAUUACAGAUAAAAAAAACAAGUGCAUUGUGUAUAUUACACCAAUGCCACAGUGUUUCUUCAUCUAUGGUUCUAAAUAUUGCUUCAAUUUCAAAUUUUGAAAGAUGUAUGAAUUUCCAGUUUUUUGUUUUCUUCUCCCCGGUGCGUUUUAACAAAAAAAAAAAAGAAAAAAGAAAAAAAGAAAAAAAAAAGGAAUAUUUAGCAGUAUUGUUCGUUCUGAUAUGUGAAUUUGUUUGUGGCAACUAAAAAAAAGGCAUUCAGCAGUUUCUGACAAUUAACAUUCAUCAUUCCACACUCCUUGUCAACAAAGUGCUUUUUCACUGCCUAAAAUUUUAGAUGUAGAUAUUUGAAAUAGAUUUUUUUCAUUUAUACCAGUUUUCUUUAUGAUGAUACAGUGUUAAAAGAAAAUAAAUUACAAUUGAUCUGUCA
Cygnus atratus (black swan) is the source of this 4253-nucleotide messenger RNA. It is a transcript of the gene CTNND2, whose product is annotated as catenin delta 2. Lineage: Eukaryota; Metazoa; Chordata; Aves; Anseriformes; Anatidae. Gene Ontology annotation, biological process: cell-cell adhesion; cell-cell junction assembly; dendritic spine morphogenesis. Gene Ontology annotation, cellular component: nucleus; adherens junction; plasma membrane. The transcript has 22 exons. The record is from RefSeq and is a predicted model, not a curated record. The coding region runs from base 246 to 3317 and encodes 1023 amino acids. Gene Ontology annotation, molecular function: cadherin binding.